AUGGGUAUCUCACGAGACUCUCGCCACAAGCGUUCCGCGUCCGGUGCGAAGCGCGCAUACUACCGCAAGAAGAGGGCUUUCGAGAAGGGUCGCCAGCCUGCCAAUACCCGUAUUGGCACUAAGCGUAUCCAUCUUGUCCGCACCCGUGGCGGCAACCGCAAGUUCCGUGCUCUCCGUCUCGAGUCCGGCAACUUCUCCUGGGGCUCUGAGGGCAUCGCCAAGAAGACCCGUGUCAUCGGUGUCGUCUACCACCCCUCCAACAACGAGCUCGUCCGUACCAACACCCUGACCCGCUCCGCUAUCGUCCAGAUCGAUGCCGCUCCCUUCAGGCAAUGGUACGAGGCCCACUACGGCUCCUCGCUCGGCCGCAGGAGGCAGGCCAAGGCCGGUGAGAAGGAGGAGGACAAGAAGAAGUCCAACUCGGUCACCAAGAAGCAGGCUGAGCGCCUCAAGACCAGUGGAAAGAUUGAGAAUGCUGUUGAGAAGCAGUUCGAGGCCGGUCGUCUGUACGCCGCUGUCUCUUCCCGUCCCGGCCAGAGCGGUCGCUGCGACGGUUACGUCCUCGAGGGUGAGGAGCUUGCUUUCUACCAGCGUCUCCUCAGGAAGUAA
Bipolaris maydis ATCC 48331 is the source of this 609-nucleotide messenger RNA. Its product is annotated as 40S ribosomal protein eS8. The record is from RefSeq and is a predicted model, not a curated record. Gene Ontology annotation, cellular component: cytosolic small ribosomal subunit; ribosome. Lineage: Eukaryota; Fungi; Ascomycota; Dothideomycetes; Pleosporales; Pleosporaceae. Gene Ontology annotation, biological process: maturation of SSU-rRNA from tricistronic rRNA transcript (SSU-rRNA, 5.8S rRNA, LSU-rRNA); translation. Gene Ontology annotation, molecular function: structural constituent of ribosome.